AUGAUUCCAGAAUAUGUCACGAUCAUAUGGGACUAUCCUACAUUACCUCAGAAACUGAAAUCGCUAGAUCCUGAAGGAAACUACCAUGGCGACUCAGCUAAUCUAACCUGCAGAGCUUUCUUUGGGUACAGUGGAGAUGUCAGUCCUUUAAUUUACUGGAUGAAAGGAGAGAAGUUUAUUGAAGAUCUGGAUGAAAAUCGAGUUUGGGAAAGUGACAUUAGAAUUCUCAAGGAGCAUCUCGGGGAACAGGAAGUUUCCAUCUCAUUAAUUGUGGACUCUGUAGAAGAAGGUGACUUGGGAAAUUACUCCUGUUACGUUGAAAAUGGAAAUGGACGUCGGCAUGCCAGCGUUCUCCUUCACAAACGGGACAAUAAAGAUUAUGAUGCGUACUUAUCAUACACCAAAGUGGAUCCUGACCAGUGGAAUCAAGAGACAGGGGAAGAAGAACGCUUUGCUCUCGAAAUCCUACCUGACAUGCUUGAAAAGCAUUAUGGAUAUAAGUUGUUCAUACCAGAUAGAGAUUUAAUCCCAACUGGAACAUACAUUGAAGAUGUGGCAAGGUGUGUAGAUCAAAGCAAGAGGCUGAUUAUUGUCAUGACCCCAAAUUAUGUAGUCAGAAGGGGCUGGAGCAUCUUUGAGCUGGAGACCAGACUUCGAAACAUGCUGGUCACUGGAGAAAUCAAAGUGAUACUGAUUGAAUGCAGUGAACUCCGAGGCAUCAUGAACUACCAGGAGGUGGAAGCCCUCAAGCACACCAUCAAGCUCCUGACGGUUAUUAAAUGGCACGGACCGAAAUGCAACAAGUUGAACUCUAAGUUCUGGAAACGUUUACAAUAUGAAAUGCCUUUUAAGAGGAUAGAACCCAUUACGCACGAGCAGGCUUUAGAUGUUAGUGAGCAGGGGCCUUUUGGGGAGCUGCAGACUGUCUCGGCCAUCUCCAUGGCCGCGGCCACCUCUACAGCUCUAGCCACUGCCCAUCCAGAUCUCCGUUCCACCUUUCACAACACGUACCAUUCACAGAUGCGUCAGAAACACUACUACCGAAGCUAUGAGUACGACGUACCUCCUCCCGGCACCCUGCCCCUUACCUCCAUAGGAAAUCAGCAUACCUAUUGUAACAUCCCCAUGACACUCAUCAACGGGCAGCGGCCACAGACAAAAUCGAGCAGGGAGCAGAAUCCAGACGAGGCCCACACAAACAGUGCCAUCCUGCCGCUGUUGCCAAGGGAGACCAGUAUAUCCAGUGUGAUUUGGUGACAGAAAAGCAAGGGACAUCCCAUCCCUGGGAGCUUGAGUGGAGUGUGCAGUCCAGUGCCUGGAACUAAAUCCUCGACUGCUGCUGUUAAAAAACAUGCAUUACAAUCUCUAGAACACGAGGAAAAACAGGGUCUUGUACAUAUGUUUUCAGCAAUUUCUUUGUAGCAUCAGUGUCUUCCUAUUUUACCGUGUCUCUUACC
Molecule: messenger RNA, 1457 nt
Organism: Leptonychotes weddellii (Weddell seal)
Lineage: Eukaryota; Metazoa; Chordata; Mammalia; Carnivora; Phocidae
Source: RefSeq, a predicted model, not a curated record